Messenger RNA from Sporothrix brasiliensis 5110, 1767 nucleotides. RefSeq lists its product as uncharacterized. The record is from RefSeq and is a predicted model, not a curated record. Lineage: Eukaryota; Fungi; Ascomycota; Sordariomycetes; Ophiostomatales; Ophiostomataceae. The transcript has a single exon. The coding region runs from base 1 to 1767 and encodes 588 amino acids.
AUGGCGGGCUCCCCGCGUCCCGAGUUCCAUGUGCCCGGCGCAUACCACUUUGACAACCCGUUACCGUACGCCAUUCCCACGCCACGCGCCCUCGGUGCCGACGUCUUUCGGCCGCCCGUUGCGUCCUCCCCGACCGACUCGACCUACCUCGAUCUGGCACGGUCGGCCGGCAGUCUCUACUCGGACGUGUCGUCGGUCGCCGACCAUGGCGCCAAGCGGAAACGCGCCGCCCAGGACUCACGGGAGUCGACACCGCUGGCCGAGUGGGAUGCGAAUGCAACAAACGGACAGCAUGGCGGACGGCACCUCUACACGCUGGCCGGACAGAUUGACAUUCACGGCGCUCCUGGCCUGCACGACGCCAUGGACGACAGCGUCUAUUCGGACGUCGAGUAUCGACGUGCGUUGGGCCCACAUGAUGCGACAGCCGCAGCAGACGCAGCAACAGCAACCGACGACGCGCAGUCCGAUGCAGAUCGCUGGACGGUGCUGCACGCACUCGGCAACGUCGUCGGCAAGGUCUGGGAGUUUUGCACAGCGGGCGCCUUCCGCGGGUUCCAUGCGGGAGGAGGCGAGAGCUACGACUGGGAGACAGGCAAGCCGAAACCGACGGAGAUCGUGGGAGAGACGCCGACGCCGACGCCGCAACCACAAAGUGAAAAGCACAAAGACGAACCAACACCAACACCAACACCCAAUCUCACCCACGACGACCGCGACCGCGACACGACACCGCAGCGCAACGGCAAGCGACGGCAGGUCAGCGCUGCGGGCGACGAGCUGGGCCGCAACUGGGUCAUUGUCGAUCCGACGCUGAAGCAGAGACAGACAGAAGCCUACGCACAAACACCGAGGCGGUCGACUGCACAAGGACAGGGACAGGGACACGGACUGGGGCAAAAGAUGCCUUUGCGCGGUGGGAGGGCGUCCACCUCGACCACGCCCGCCGCGGCAGACACACGCACACCGGACCGGCGAGCCCCGAGCUACACGCGAGGGUCAACAACAACGACGGUGACGCCCAGCACAGCAGCGUCACGGCGCAUCAACACUCCGAUAUCACGGAUCACCGGUGCCGCCACGACCACCCCGCACGGUCGCCGCGGCGCGUCGGCCGCGUCGGUUGCCCGCGUGUCCCAGACCAGCAGUCCGUCGUGGUCAUCACGCGAGCCUGCCAGUUUUGCCUCAUUUGCCUCACCACGGGCCUCCACUCCAGUCGGUGGUGCCAAGACCGUCUCACCACGGCGUCCAUACGCAGCCUCCUACAAUAGCCCCGGCGGUAGCCGCAUCCCCUUGCCGCAACCCGGCGGCACCAAUGCAGGCUACAACCCCUUCUCGCGAGCCGCGGCUGCCGCCUCACCACGGCCUACCAGUCGAGCUGGCGGACGAUCCAGCAGCAUGGCCCUUGGCGCUGCUGGCAGCCCUGCCCAAAACGGCCACGGCCCCGGCCAUGGCCAUGGACACGCACAUCGCCGGAGCCAUAGCGGCCGCGUCGGCGUGUCGCCGCUGCUGCCAAAACAAACGUCGGCCGGUGGUCCUGCAAGCCUCGGCGCCGACACGUCCCUCGGCCUCACCGAGAGCCCCCGCCUCAGCGACGAGGCCAAACGGCUGGCCGCUCAGAACCUGGCGGCCGAGCAGGAGUCGGACGCCAAGAUGGAGGCCUUCAAUGCCCGGCUGCAGCAGAUGAUCCGGCAGGGCCAGGAGGCGCUGGGCACGACGUUUGAGGUGGACGGCGGCGGCGUAGACGACUAUUGGGCGGAUGAUUGA